This is a messenger RNA of Schistocerca serialis cubense, 837 nucleotides long. RefSeq names its product proline-rich protein 2-like. The coding region runs from base 1 to 837 and encodes 278 amino acids. NCBI's taxonomy places the organism in Eukaryota, Metazoa, Arthropoda, Insecta, Orthoptera, Acrididae. The record is from RefSeq and is a predicted model, not a curated record. The transcript has 3 exons.
AUGUCUGCCGAAUUACAACAGUUGCUCUUGUUACAGAGUCAGCAAAUACAAAGUCUGGUGGAAGCAAUCGCCAAACAAGCGGCUAAUCCUCCAACACAAAAGGAACAAGCACAGGCAGCACCACCUUUCCGUGCUUUUGAUGCAUCACGAGAUGAAUGGCGAGAAUAUUUCGCGCAGUUGCAGGCGCACAUGACAGUCUACAAAAUCACAGAUUUGGUCCGCGGCGGGUUCCAGCCGCGCCUUCCGACUUCGCUGCCGCCCCCAGGGCAGCAGCAGCAGCCGUCGCCGCUACCACGCCGACAGCCCGUCCCGUUGAUGCCUCCCGCGCAGCUUCAUCCGGGAGCGCCCCAGGUAGUCGCUCCGGCGCCUGCGGUCCCUCUUCAGUCGCCACCGCCUUCGGAGCUGAUGGACGUCGACCCCUCAGCCGGGCCGCCGUCCCAAGCGGUGGCUGUGCAGCCUGUCCUGCAGCCGCUUUCCUUGGGCACCCCCAAGGAGUCUGACACCGCAGCGCCUUGUCCGGCGCCCACUCAGCAGCCGUCGACGCAGCGUCAGGAGACGCUGCCUCUCGUCGUGGGUCCCGACGCCCCGUCGCGUCCAGUACCAGAAGCUGCGCCCGUGGUCACAGGCGUGCACCCUGACCUCGGUUUUCAGUCGGUGUUUCCCGAGGCCCCGCGCAGCCAAUGCUGGGGUGCGGACCGGGGACUGCCACCGACAAGUCUCCGCCCCGGUCUCUUCUGCUACGCCUGCGGCCAGACCCCUCCCCCGCCGUCGACGCUCGCCACGUCAUUAUUCAACGACGUCUGCCUGAAGCGAUACGCCACUAGUUGUGUAUCUUAA